Molecule: messenger RNA, 2502 nt
Organism: Stegastes partitus (bicolor damselfish)
Lineage: Eukaryota; Metazoa; Chordata; Actinopteri; Pomacentridae
Product: serine/threonine-protein kinase N2
Exons: 20
Biological process (GO): protein phosphorylation; signal transduction
Molecular function (GO): ATP binding; protein serine/threonine kinase activity
Source: RefSeq, a predicted model, not a curated record
AUGUUGUCCACGGCUCAGCAGAUGCUGCAGGACAGCCGCUCCAAGAUCGAGCUGAUCCGACUGCAGAUUAUCAAGGCGGCGCAGGCGGGAAGCAGCAGCGACGGAGAGCAGCACGGCUCCGGCCACGGAGGAGUGUCGCCGCCGGCCGUCAGUCCGGUGGACGCUCGCCUGGCGGAGCUGCAACACUUCAUCCAGAGAGAAACGGACGCUUUGGUUCGGGCCAAAGACGUGGUGAAGCAGCUGGAGGGAAUCUCCUCGCUGGACCAGAAGGCGCUGAAUGAAGCUCAGUCGCGGCUGCACGAUUCCUCCCAGAAGCUGCAUCUUCUGCGGCUGUCGCUGGAGAAAUGUCUGGAGGAGAAGAACCGCGAGGCUCCGCAGCCGCCUGCAGGGGGCGACGAGGCCUCGGAGGGGCAGCCGGACCCCCAGAACCCCAGAACCGGUCCUCCGAUGUCCAGCUCGGCGUCUAUCUACUCCAUCAGACCGGCGUCUUUAACCGGCAAACUUGAAGUGAAGCUGCUGGGAUGUGAGGAUUUACUGAAACCUCCGACAGACUCGAGUCCUGCUGCUCAGAAGACGGACGGACCUUCCAACGAGGUCGGUGCGGCGCUGCGGCUGGACGGACGGCCGGUCGGACGGACGGGCUGGGCCUCCGUCAGCAGCCUGAACUGGGACCAGACCUUCUACAUCCAGCUGGAGCGGUCCAGAGAGCUGGAGGUCGGCGUGUUCUGGAAGGACCGGAGGGAGAUGUGCGCCGUCAAGUUCCUGCGACUGGAGGAGAUGAUGGAGAACCAGAACCAGAACCAGGGCUUCAGUCUGGAGCCGCAGGGCCUCCUCUACACGAAGCUCCGGUUCUUCGACACCGUGGUCGAGCGUCAGCCCAAACUGAGGCGCCAGCGAUGCAUCUUCACUAAAGAGAGAGGGAAGAACUUCCUCCGAGCCGCCCAGAUGAACAUGAACUUCGCCACCUGGGGUCACCUGAUGAUGAGCAUCCUCCCUCGCUACAGCUCCUUCUCCACUUUCAGCUCGUCUCCGACCACGACGCUGGACAGCAGCGCCGCCAAUCCAGCUGAGAAGGAGCCUGAACGCACCACGACACUGCCAAGUGAAGCUCCGGUGAUCAGACUGAGCCUCAGCGAGGACCAGGCCUCACAGGUCGACACCGAGGACCAGACCACCAACAUUAUCGCCACCGACAACACGACGUCAUCUGAGCCUGACCUGCAGGAAACAACGUCGUCCAUGAAGUGCUCAGACGGAGGUGAAGAUCAGCCGGUUUCUGCUCUGAAGAUGCAGAUGGAGGACUUUAAAUACAUCUCAGUUCUGGGUCGGGGACACUUUGGGAAGGUCCUGCUGGCAGAGUUUAAGAAGUCGGGGAAACUGUACGCCAUCAAAGCCCUGAAGAAGAGAGACAUCGUGACGCGAGACGAGGUGGACAGCCUGAUGAGCGAGAAGCGGAUCUUCGAGAUGAUCAACGCCUCCAGACACCCGUUCCUGGUCAACCUUCACGGCUGCUUCCAGACCGGCGACCACGUCUGCUUCGUCAUGGAGUAUUUACCGGGAGGAGACCUCAUGAUCCACAUCCACAACAACGUCUUCACCGAGGCCCAGACCAGGUGAGCCUCGAUUUGUGUCAUCUUGUGUCUCACGUUUUUAACUUUUAACUGUGUUUUAUUCAGAGAUCUGAAGCUCGACAACCUCUUAAUGGAUGCAGACGGGUUUGUGAAGAUCACAGACUUUGGACUCUGUAAAGAAGGGAUGGGCCACGGUGAUCGGACCUCCACUUUCUGUGGGACUCCGGAGUUUCUGGCCCCGGAGGUUCUGACGGACGACAACUACACCCGAGCCGUGGACUGGUGGGGGAUGGGGGUCCUCAUCUACGAGAUGCUGGUCGGAGAGUCUCCGUUUCCUGGCGAGGAUGAAGAAGAAGUGUUCGACAGCAUCGUCAACGAUGACGUCCAGUAUCCUCCAUGUCUUCCUCCAGGCGCCGUCUCCAUCAUCCAGAGGCUGCUGAAGAAGAAUCCUCUGAAGAGGCUCGGAGCUGGAGAAAGAGACGCCAACGAGGUCAAAGGAGAGAAGUUCUAUGAGACGAUCGACUUUGAAGCCCUGCUGGCCAAGAAAGUGAAGCCGCCGUUCCUGCCGUCCAUCAGAGACUCCACCGACGUCAGCAACUUCGACAGCGAGUUCACUCGGCUGCAGCCGGUCCUGUCGCCGCCCUCCAAACCCUUCAUCCUCUCGGCCGAGCAGCAGGAGGCCUUCGCCGACUUCGACUUCUGCGCCUUGCACGGGUGAAACAUGAACUGAGAGGACCAGGGUGGGGAGUUAUCAUACGUAUGGGAAGGUCACCCUCCACCAAAAUAACUCCUGUGACCAGACAGUUUAUUUGUAUUUUUUUUGGAUAACAACAUUUCUAUCAAUCAGUCGACGCUGUUUAGUUGAAAUUGCAAGAACAUUGAGAGGACUUUUUACAAUCUCAACCUUUAGACCAGUGCUGUUCUAGUUCAG